Paramecium tetraurelia is the source of this 8748-nucleotide messenger RNA. RefSeq lists its product as uncharacterized. Lineage: Eukaryota; Ciliophora; Oligohymenophorea; Peniculida; Parameciidae. The record is from RefSeq and is a predicted model, not a curated record. Gene Ontology annotation, molecular function: chloride channel activity. The transcript is spliced from 7 exons. Gene Ontology annotation, biological process: chloride transmembrane transport.
AUGUCAUCUCUUGAUACUAACCAAAGGAGAGACAAGCUAGUCAAAAAACCUUCGAAUACUAUACCUAAGAAAUCAAGAUUUGAAAAAAAAAGCGAAGUUUUGUAGAAACCUUUAGGAAUAUAUUAGGCCUAUAUAAAAACAUUAUUAGGAUUUGAGUUGGAAUAGGAGGAAGACUUCAAUUAUAAUUGCAUUCUGAAGAAUUUCAAGAAAGAUCUGAGUGAAGAUAUUGAAAUAUUUCCUGACUGCGUAUUUAGUUUAAUAAACCCAGACUAUAAAUACAAGAACGAGAAUCAUGACUAAUGCAUGGUUAAUUCAAGCAUCGAGCUGUUUGAAUUACUACAAUCAGGAUUGAGGAUCAAUUAGAAAUCUCUAGACGAUCUUUUAUUAUUGAAAGCUAUUGAGUCGAUAUAUUUUAAUUUGCCUUAUUAUGAUGCGUGCUAUCACCAAAAAAAGGAUCCAACCAUUCUAUUAACCGAAGAAAACCAAGAAUAAAAACACAUAAGGGAAAAGGAUUUGCAAUAACAAAAUUUAUUAUACGAAAAAUCAGACAUAAGGUAUCACAUUGAUAAAAAUGAAAUAAUUAAGAAUUAUGUAUCUUAAUUAGAAAAAUAGUUUCAUAAUUUACUAUUAAAAGAUAUACAUGCAAAUAUAAUGGACUGUUUAACCUUAAACUAUAAAGAAUUAAAAUAGACCUUGCUUAAAAAAUGGAGAGGAGGUCAAUAUUUGGAGAAUUAAGAAGACAUGUGGAUUAGAUCUGGUACUCCUACCCAGGAUGUUUCUACAUUAAUAAGAAAUGCUUUAAUAAUUAAAUUAAACAAGGGAGGCUUCAAUAUUCAAUCAUUCCUGUCUGGAGAAGGCCACGAGAUCUUUGUGAUGCUUAAUAUGCAAGAUUCUAAUCUGAAGAUAGUAGCUGAUCAAGGUCAUGUAUUAAAGUAAUUAAAUUUUUGGUUUACAGAUUUGUUUUCCUUAGAACCUGUAGACAAGUCAUUUAGGCCUCUAAGAAUUAAUAAUAGAAUUUGGAAAUCUUCGGAUUUUGAAGUCUCAGACUUGUUCUUAUAUUUAAAACCACAAAUGAUCAGAUUAAUUCAACAGAUUAAUUUCAAACGCAUAGCUCGAGAAACAAAUCAAAGUUCGAUUAAUUCGUAAUUAUUUGAAUAUGGUAAAUUGGAUUUUAGUGAGAAAGACGAUGGACCUACAGAUGAAGAAUGGAUAGCAUACCAUAAAUACUUGACUCACUUAGAAAAAUGUGUUAGAUAAUUCAGAUAGAGUUAAUUGAUUGAUAAUGAAUUGGCAUGCUUGUUAAAUAAAUAAAUAACCUCUCUUUAAAUAUAUUAAAAAAGAAAUUCAUCAAAUAAAGAAAUUCAAAAUCUGAAUUAUUAAAAUUUGUAAGAUCAUAGAAAUUAUGAGCAUUUAGAAAUGAUAAACCAAAUAUAGAUGUAAGCAGAUAGAGUUAUGGAUGAGUUCUCAAAUUUCUAAUUUUCAUUAUAAAUUCCUCCAGUAAAGGCAUUGAAAUUAUUAAAAAAAGAAUCAGUGUCUUUGAAUUAUCUCUAUUCCUUUUAAGAGGCUUUGAGAGUUGCAAAUGGAGAGUAAAUAAAAUUAUAUAAUUUAUGGGAACGAUCAGAAAUACCUCCUUUUGAUAUGUAUCACCCUUAUUAAAUGCCAAAUAAAGAAAAUACAAAAACACAGUAAGCAAAACAAGAAUUAAGUUGGAGAAAAUAUGUCAAAAAUGAGAAUAAUUAGAUAUCGUUAUUCUCAUCUUAAGAGAGAUUGAAAUUAGUCUAUCAGAAAGUGUCUCAAGAAUUAGAUCUCAGUAUUAUGCAUUAAUUGGGUAUCAUUAAAUAAAUAUUCUGUCUUAACGAUCAUUAUGAAUUAUUUGGACAAUGCAGCAAUGUUUAGGCUUAGAUAACUUUGGACACAAGGUUUUUUAAGAAGAAACCAUUUUAAUUGAUUGAUGAAUGGAAACUAGAUUAUUUGAGACCCUGGAUUAGUCCUUGCGAUUUAAUUUGUGGAUAUUAUGGAGAAAAGAUUGGUCUCUACUUUUACUUCAUGAGUUAUUUCACUGAAAUGACAACUCCAUUAGCCUUUUCAGGUCUUGCUUGCAGUUUGAUUUAAUGGAUAAUUUGGGAUAAUGAAAGUGACUUUUACAUCUUGGUUACUAUUAUAUUUGCCUUUGUCCAAAUUCAUUGGAGCAAUGUCUUUACUGAUUUAUGGAAACAGAAACAAAUCUAUUUCAAUUUGAAGUACGGACAGAAUGACUAAGAUCAAUAAUAAGUGUAAAGAUCCAAAUUUAAAGGCAAACAUAUAAGAUCCUUAGUAAAUGACUAACUAAACUCUAUUGAAGUGUUGUAUCAUGAAUAUUUGAAAAGAACUUUGGUGAGCUCAAUGUUGCUAUUUUUCUUUAUAUUAUUUUAUAUUGGUAUUAUAGUAUCCUUAUUUGUUUUUACUGUUUAAUUGCACAACAAGUAUUAGGAGGAACUGAAAUAAUUUGAUAUAGCUACAAUUGAAGUCACUUCAGCUGCAGCUAUGAAUUUUAUUGCUUAAUUAAUUGCAGACAAUAUCUUUGACAAAAUUGCCUGUUAAUUAACUGAGUAUGAGAAUUACAAAACUGUUGAAUCAUAUGAAACAAGCUUUGUAUUAAAGAAGUUCAUUUUUCAAUUUUUCUCUUACAUUGCUCCUCUUUUAUUUUUAGAUUAUUUGAAUCAACCACUAAAUUUAUAUUGUGCACGCACUAACUGUGAAAGACACGUUAAAUAUUAUUUUUCUGCUAUUGUUAUUUUAAUUCUAUUUAAGUAAAUUGUAAAUUUCUGUAUAUUUUUAUUUAAACUAACUAAAAUUAAAAUAAAAAGUUAUGAUUACAAUGAAAUUGAUAUUAUGGAGUUUGUUGAAGACUAAUCAUCAAGGUAACCUUACUCCUAAGAUUUUGAGAGGUAUGGCACAAUGUAGGAUUAUAUGGAAUUAUUCGUACUGAUUUCCUUUUUAAGUAUUUUUGGAUAUACAUUUCCAUUUAGUUUUUUCAUCCUAUGGAUUUCUAAUAUAAUGUAAAUAUAAGUCAAGAAAAACACUUUUUUGUAUUGUUUAUAAAGACCAUGGCCUAAGAAUGAAAGUUCUUUAGGAAUUUGGAAUUUCUUUCUUGAGAUUAUCAGUUUGAUCUGUUUAUUAACCAAUACUGGAGUAGUAACAAUACAAUAUAAUAAAUAGUUUGGAUAUGAACUCAUCAUGGUAUUUUUGGGUGUUUUAAUAUUUAAUUGUUUUGGAAAGUUUUUCAUCGGAGCAAUAUUCGGUCAAAUCCCAGAUGCUUUGGGUGACUUAAUGAAAAGACAUAAAUACUUAAUAAAAGCAACUAUUUAAAAUAAAAUUAAAGAAGGCAAAUCUCAGGAAAAUAAGGAUGCUUUAAAAAGAUUUCCCAUUUUAAAAGUUUAUGGGACUUUAAACUCUGCAGAAUCUGGAAAAUUUGAAACAGUCAGUUCUGAUGAUGAAUUACAUGAUCACUACGAAAUACCUGAGAUCAAAUAAAAAUUAAACGUCAUCAAAGUUGAAUAAUAUACUAAGAAUUUAGACAAAUAAUAUUUGGGUGAAUUCUAAUUUACUAAAAUUCUGGAGUAUUUUAGUUAAAGAGAUUAGAAUUGGGCUUUCAAAUGUGUAUUUAAAAAUUAAAAGGAAAAAUAAAAGCUUAGACUACUAUUAAAAAUUUAUACUUUAUUAUAUAAAUCUUAAUUGUUAACAAAAUAUAGAUAACUGUGGACUGAUAGGAGAGUAUCGCAAAGAUUUGUUCACAUGAGAAGGAAAAUAAUUUAAUUAAGAAAUUUAGAUUAUAGGAGAUAUUUGAUAAUAUCCUCAAAACUGAAUUAAAUGAGAGCUUAUUAUGAUGAAAAAGCUCAAUAACGAUUUAGAAAAGAUUUCCAAUUGAUUGGAUAAUAGGAAGAUGAUAAUGGAGAAGAAAAUAUCGAAUAUACAAAUUUAGUUAAGAAAUAUCAAAGGUAUGUUGAGAAACAUGCAUGGUUAAAUACAAGAAAAGUUAUUCUCCUAAAAAUAAAGGCAUUGACUUUUAAAGGAUUUAGAAAAUAAGUUGUUAAGAAACCAUCACUAUAAUUAAUUUAAGAGUUUUAUAAAAUUACUCAAAUUAUAGAAAAUCUCGAACCAGAAAAUCCUUUAUAACCAGAAUUAGACUCUUAAAUUGAUUAUUCUGCGUUAGAAAAAAUACAAUUUUCAGAUUUUAUGGAUAUUUUCAAUAAUAUUGAUCUAAAAUAAAAAGUUGAAUGGUUUUUACCUCUCAGUUCUCAAAGAAAUAAUUCGUCAAAUUAUUUCAUAGAAGAUAUAAAAUCAAUUGAAUUCAAAAAUAUUGUUGAUUAAUGCAAGGAUUCUUCCAUCUUUUAGAAAACCACAACUGUACUUGAAGAAAUCAUACUUUCAUAUUUCCAAAUCGAAUAAUUCCCUAUUCCUUAAAUCAAAUUCAUAAAACAUAUGCAUGAUAACAUCUGGAUAGUCAAAAUGGGAUAAUCGGAAACGCCUUACUUAUUGUAAUUCAUCUAAAUAAAACAUGGAGAAUAGAUAUAACUUUAAAAGUAUGCAGAUAAUCAUGAAGGAAUAUUAUAUGCUGAAAGUAAGAAUUACUUUAGAAUUGUCAACACUGUUGAUCAGAUAGAUGACUUUUAUAUCAAGGGUUAUUGUAUAUGCAUUUAUGAAGCUUUUGAGCCCAAAAGUUUUUUAUAAGUGUUAAAAUACAGAAAAACUUACGGAAUACCUUAUACAGAAGCUGAAAUCAAAUAAUUCCUCCAUGCUGCCUUGAAUCUAUUAAAGCUUGCUGAUUGUAAAAGUUUAACUAGUAGAAACAUUUUCUUAAUCAGAGGAGAAUAUUAUAUUCUGAAUUCUAUGACAAAGGUUAAUUCUUUUUUUGAAUUGGGGAAGAUUGUUUUAGAAAUGUUGUAUUUAGAAGAAAUUGAGGAUAUAAAAUAGUAUUUUGAAAAAUUAACGCAUCCUUUAAAAUGGUUAAUUAAUGAAUUAUUAUUUUUAGAAGAUAAUCUUCAGAAACUAUAAGACUUCAUUUAAAAAUAGUAUUGUUUUACUGAUAUUAAAUUUGAAAUUGAACAUCAUUAGAAGCAAUAAUUUCAUCAUGCAGUAUCUUAUUAAGCAUUUACUUGGUCAAUGCUACAUAAAAUUAAUCUGAAUUUCAGAAUGAAAUAAUUUCAUGAUGCUUUACAUUUAACAUAAGAAUAUGAAGAUUAUAUCAAGAAAGAAGUCUAUUAAAUCAAUGAAAGCCCUUUUUCGUAUUUUUGCAUACAGUUGAUAGAAGAUUUAAAUUCAUAUUUGCUAUCAUCGCAUUCACUUAAAAAGAACCUUGAUAUCAUUUUAAUAUACUAUUAUUAGAUUGCAGCGAAAUUUCAAAUAAAAUAUGACGUUACACGAUAAUUGAAUUAUUUUAUUGACAUCCUAAAGAAACUGACAUUCGAAUUAAGACUGAUAAUAAAGCAAUUAAUAUCAAAUAUCAAUGUCGCUAAUUUAAAUUAAACUGAACAAUGUAUUAUUCUAAAAACAAUUUAAAAUGAUUCAGAGUAAUCUUCCUAAUUAUUAUCUAAGCAAAGAUAAUUCUUGCUUGCUUAAUUAAGAAAAAACCUUAAACUCAUAGACAAUAUAUUACUGUUUGAAUAAUAAGUAAAUCGAUUCCUCAACUAAUUUUACGCUUUAUUUGCCUUAUAAUAAUAUUUUAGUGGGCAUUAUGAAUUUGCCAAAUUAACAAUAUCUUCAAUAAUUGAAACCUAAUAAAAAAUCAUGCACAAAUAAAAGCUUCCUGAAAUUUUGAGUGAGGCCUAAGAAUUAAGUCCAAGUUAAUUUAACUUCGAUUAAUUAAGUCCUGGUAUGGAGAGGGAAGAAUAAGAAAUAGUAAAAGAGGAAGUCUGGGUCUUUAAUAUAAAUUCUGAAAUAAAAACAAACCCUCUAUAUGCAAUAUAGUAUAUUUAUUAUCUCUACUUGUAAGUAAUAAUUCUACAUGAUUGUAAAAACGAAUUGUAUCACAUGAAGCAAAAAGAAUUUCUUAAUUACAACUUUAAAGAUAUUCCAGCAUAUACUUAUUUUCAACAAUUAAUUUCUUCUCUCUAAUUUAAUUUUAAAAUCACUGAAAAAAAUGAACAAUUUUUCAAAUAGGAAUCUUAAUGUGAAUUAGGAAGAUAUUCCAUUUUAUGGUUGAAAACUAACAUGGAAAACAAGCAAUAUAUUUAGUCGGAAUUGGAAGAAUCUACUUAAAUGGAGUUUAAUUGGAGAUAACUAUUAUCUUAUAACAAUUUAAAGUGUAGUUUAAAGAACAAAACAGCCUUACUUUAUAUCCUCAAAUAAACUUCAACUAAUGAACAAAUGAAAAUUCUUUUGAACAUCAGAAUUAUUCAUUUCUUGUUAAAGUUGUAUGAUUAUUGUCCCAUUAACUUUAAGUAAAGAGUCAACAUAUUAAAUAAAGACUUAUUAGGGUAAAUAGAUCUAGAAAGCACUUCAAAAAUUCUAUAAUUACAAUAACUACAUAAGUUAUAUACAUUUGGAGUAAAGAUAGAUUAUUUUUCUAACAUAAAUAAUGAAACCGCUUCAUGGAUCUUUCAUUAAGGAUUAAUAUAAUUAAGAAUUUUUAUCUAUUAGUCUUAUUGUUAUAGUUUUUCGAAGAGGCAUUUUGAAAAUAUUGCAGCUUAUAUUAAUUAUUAAGAGGAAAUAUAUACUUAAAUCUCUAAAUUAAUGAUAUAAGGUGACUCAACAUUUUCAAAAGCUAAAAAUUAUUAAAUCCUUUAGUAACCAGUUGAAAACAUGCUAAUUAAUACUUAAUCUGAUUAUUUUGGAUAUCAUUAGUAUUUUUUAACUCAAACCAGAAUUAUGCUACUAUAAAAGAAGAAACUUUCUGAUAUUUAUUAAUGCUUUGUGCAAUAUUUGAAUGAAUAUUUUAUCAACUCAAUUUUCAUUUUGGGUUUAAUACAAAUAUACUAUGAAUUUGAAGAGAUUGAUAUGGCUAAUUUAAUAGUUUAUUUUACUAAGAAAUUAUUAGAUAAUAAUGCUGUUAUCUUUAAUGAUUCUCAUGAGGGAUUUAAAAAAGACAUACAAAUAAUAGAAGCUGUAUUAAAAUAGAAACGAUAACAGCUGAUUAAACCUCCCUAUAAUAGACUCUAUCAUAGAAAUGAACUGAUAGAAUAUUUUGAAGAUGAAACAUUAAAUGCAAGAUACUUCCUUUUCAAUUUACCCUACUAUUUUAAUAUGCAAUUUUCACAAUCAAUUAUGGAAGAUUUCAUAACUGUUAGUCUUGUUAAGUUGACUUUGCCACUCUAAUAAAUCUUGAAGACUGCAUUUUGUUCAAUCAAGGCAGAAUGUGGGGAUGAAGAAAUCUUAACACUAUUAAAGAUAGUAAGUGAAUAUAAAUUUUUAGAAGGCAGUUUGACUUGGGCCUUCCAUUCUCAUUUUUUGUGCAGAUACUAUAUAUCCAUGGUAGAUAUGGAAAAUGCUUAUGAAUAUUCACUUUUAGUGUUGUCAUACCUAUAUUAACUUGAUUUACAACAGGGUUUCUACAUUAAGGAGAACAAAAACGGAUUCAAAAACCAUUUUAUAUGCUUUUAAUCGGAAAAGAAUAUUAUCAAAUAGAUCUGUCAGCCUAAAAGCAUCCCUAUCACAGAGUCAAUUGAGGAUGCUUUGUUUGAUAAUGUUAACGAUGAUUUUUUUGUGAUUGAAUGUAUUUUAAAUCAUUUAGAGAUCCUUUCAAGAAGUCAAUUUAAAAUGCCCACUCUAACCAUUUUACUUCAAUUCUAAUUGAAAUUACAAAAUCAACGACAUAGAAUCUAUUUUUGGAAAGUCAUCGCUUAUGUUUUAUAUAGAAUAGCUACUGAGAAUUUAAUUCCAGAAGCAUUAUUACAAAUUCAAGAUAACAAAAAAGAUCGGCUAUAAGAAUUGAAGGAAAUUAGAAGAUUAAAUAAAAAGAGAAGAAAUGCUAAAGUUUUAUUACGAGAAAUUACUUAAUAGGAAUUUGAAGAAUUUGAUUAUCAAAAUAAUCUUAUUAAUUUUUAGAUGAACUGUUAUAAAUUGGAUGAGAAUUCUAACCAAAAGAUAUUUAUAUUGUACUCUUGUUAAGCGGCUGAAAAAGCAAUUUCAGGAUACUCAAAUUAGUGUAAAGAUAAAACAAAAAUAAAUAAGCACUAGAUAAGUGAGUUGAAACUGUUAUUGGUGUAAAACUACAUCUAGCUUAAUUAAAAUGGAAAUGCUACAUAAGCUUUAAGCGAUGCCGAGGAUGCAAUUGUUGAGUGGUUUGGUAAGAUCAAACAUCCAAUAAAGGGUCUCUAUUUUUAUAAUUUAGGGUUAAUUAAAAUUUCCUUUUAUUAACAGAUACUGAAGAUCUUAAAGGUCUUCAUUGAAGAAUCGGCAUUUAAUAUUAUGGAAAUGAAAAUAAUUAUCUAAGGUUUAGCCAUGAUGAAACCUGAACUAUGGAAACAAAUGGAUUUAUUUAAUAUAGGUUAAAUAUCAAAUUUGAUUCCAUUUUUUAAAUAUUAUUUAGUAGAGGCGGGAGAUAAUUCUAUUUUUGACUGUCCAAAAAGCUAGUAUACAGAAAAUGAUGCUAAAACAAUUUUAGAUGAAGUCUUGCAAAAUAACAUGGCAUUUGAUUUGUCAGGAAUCACUGAAUUUAUUGAUGCUGAGAAUAGUUUUAAGUCGUUUGAGGCUGACAACUUUUUAACAAAUGAACUGUCAAGUUUGAUAUUCAAAAUUUAAAAUGAUAAAUUAAAAAAUUAAGUUGAGUGA